Acaromyces ingoldii is the source of this 1842-nucleotide messenger RNA. RefSeq names its product amine oxidase. The transcript has 3 exons. Lineage: Eukaryota; Fungi; Basidiomycota; Exobasidiomycetes; Exobasidiales; Cryptobasidiaceae. The coding region runs from base 152 to 1690 and encodes 512 amino acids. The record is from RefSeq and is a predicted model, not a curated record. Gene Ontology annotation, molecular function: oxidoreductase activity.
UAGAAAUCAAUGAGGUCCCAUAGAUCCGAACGUUUGGACGCGCCCCGUGCCUGCUGGCUAGAUUGAUGUGCUACCGGUAGUGCCUGUGUGUGCGCGCGCCAGUCAGCGUGGGGGAAAUCACAGAGCCUUGCGCUUCGCUACCACUACGAACAUGUCCACUACGCCUCUCUUGGCAGACACUCUCGUCGUCGGCGCGGGCUGGUCGGGCCUUAUUGCCUCGCUCAAGCUUGCGCAAGCAGGCAAGAGGGUAGUACUUCUCGAGGCACGCAAGAGAAUCGGGGGCAGGGCUUUCACCCACUCCUGGAACGAUGCCACGCCCCUCGAGGACAAUAGCCGAAAUGCGACAAACGAGCCAGUCCAUGCCGUCGAUUUCGGCUGCAGCUGGAUCCACGGAUAUAAUGAGGGCAACCCAGUCAAGGAGCUUGCGCAGCGUUAUGGCGUCAAAGUUCAUGUGCCCAAGUCUACACCAUCUCAGAUCAUUGGUCCCCAUGGCCCACUCGCUGCCGACCUCGCAGCCAAACUACAGGCCAACCUUAGUGCGGCUCAGUCGGCUGCAACGUCGCAAGCGCGAACAUCAGCGGGCCGUCUGAGCAAAGGGGACGGCCAGGCCACGGAUCCCUCGUUGGCCUCCUUCUUGCUCGCGCCCGCCUCGCCCCUGUUCACAGGUCUCGAGACAAGUGAAGAAAAGCACCUGGCCAUCGCACUUGCGCGCAGCCUGCACAUACCGCUGGGCACCUCACUCGAGCAAAUUGCACUCACUUGGACUGGCUUCGAAGACAACUUUGCAGGAACAGACGGCGCACCCGAGGGAGGCUUUUCGCGCCUCAUCAACCUCGUCGCAAAGGAGCUCACUUCUCUUGGUGUCGAAAUAAGGACAGGACAUGUCGUCGAGCAGAUUACAAACUCAUUGGCUCAGCAGCAGCAGCAGCAGCAGCAGCAGCAGCAGUGUGUUGAAGUUUCUGCAAAAGACGAAGAAGGCAAGGGGAAAGAUGUUGUCUACACGGCGAAGUCGGCCCUCGUCACUAUCCCGCUUGCCGUUCUGAAAGAGACACACGGAAAUCUGUUCAAGCCAAAGCUGCCUGCCAGAAAGCAAGAUAUCAUUGAUCGUGUCAACGUAGGCAAUCUCAACAAGGUCCUCCUGACUUACGAAACCCCGUGGUGGCCGCUCGAGACCGGUACAUUCUUUGUACUGCCCACCAGCAGCUCCUCUCCGUCUGCAAGCCCGUCGCUUGCCGACACUUUCCGUGAAACGACCCUGAUCGUCUCUUCGCUGUGCGCCCCGCACGGCCUUCCCGGCAGCACCAACAGCCUCCUCGUUAUGGUCGGUGCGCAGGCUGCAAAGGACAUCGAGCAGUACACGAGGCUCGAGGUCGCAGAGGCUCUGCACGACUACCUCUAUGCACGCCUCAAGAAUCCCUCAGACACGACUCAGCCAAAGCUGAGACACACCUUCUACUCUCGAUGGGGCCAGCAGCCAUUCACGAGGGGGGCUACAACGACGCCUGUCGUCAUCGGCGAUCCGUCAAACUCUCCAUUGGAUUUUGAAGAGCUCUCGAGGCCCGUCUGGGAUGGUCGGCUGUCCUUUGCCGGCGAGGCAUGCGAUCUCAAUCACCGUGGAAGCGUCGCUGGCGCCGUUCUCUCUGGCGAGCGAGCAGCAAAGUCAAUACUCAAGGUUCUGUCCAAGCUGUGAGAAGGAGCAAUUUGAGAUGCCGCAGACAAGAAAACCUCUGUUUUCCCUCUGGAGUGAUGGGAUUUGACUUCUGAAGUGCUAGUGGUGAUAAUAGUGGUAAAUUGGUGAGAGGAAGAGACCCGAGUAUGUGUAUGAUACGACGUGUGACGAGA